Plectropomus leopardus (leopard coralgrouper) is the source of this 245-nucleotide messenger RNA. Lineage: Eukaryota; Metazoa; Chordata; Actinopteri; Perciformes; Serranidae. The record is from RefSeq and is a predicted model, not a curated record.
GUCUUUUUACCCUGUCUGGGGUCAGCAUCUACGUCAGAUACUCUGACCUGGCCAUGGAGGAGUUCCAGCAGAUAGUGUCCCCAGAGAGCCUCGCCCAUGUGGACGUGUCCUUCGGAUGGUCCUUCGCCAUAGCGUGGCUCUCCUACAGCCUGGAGGUGGUCACCGGCCUGCUGCUCAUGCUAGCUGCCAGAAUAACUCAGAUGAAGGGAUGCUAUGACUCUGGUGUGACCAUCGCUAUGUUAUAG